Guillardia theta CCMP2712 is the source of this 663-nucleotide messenger RNA. RefSeq lists its product as hypothetical. The record is from RefSeq and is a predicted model, not a curated record. The transcript has 6 exons. The coding region runs from base 28 to 582 and encodes 184 amino acids. Lineage: Eukaryota; Cryptophyceae; Pyrenomonadales; Geminigeraceae.
CUUCUCUACCACAAUGCACUAGCAGCAAUGCGGGCAAGGAAAGGCACCGAACUGCCAGACGAUCCCAUCGACGAGGACGAGCAGGAUGCAGUCAUCGAGCAGUUCAAGACAAAUCAGGAGAGAGCAGAAAAGUUUUUCUCCACCCUCCUCAUCCUAGUUCUGGUUGCGUUGUUCGCGUUCUUCAUCAUGCAUGCUUACUUGCAUGUCCUCUCCCCUUGGCCAUCACCUUUCGAGGGGUUGAGGGAAGCCGACAAGCUAGGAAGAAAUCUAGCAGGGUCUGGUCACACUCUCACUGCUAUCUCCAUCCUCUUCAACGCUGUUUCCAUCAUUUCCAAUGACAAGAUGAGAAGCAUGCGAAGAUCGCUGUUGAACAUUGCUGCCCUAGCAGCGAUCUUGAGCUUGGUUAUCUGGAUCCGAGUUCUCUCAAGCCUCCCAACCUUCUCACGUCCCUACUUGUUCUUCUUCACCAGCAUUUUGCUCGGCCCAUUCCUCAUACAGGCUUGUUUCAUGCACGUGUGUUUGGAGACUCGUAAGGAGAUAUCGAAGCUGCAUGGCUACAAGUACCGCUGCAGGAAUGCUUGAGUGGUAGCGGACAACAACUGCUGCAGUAGAGACUUGUCUACAACUGUUUGUAACUUGAUUGAAGUGUGUUAAAUUUCGAAA